Pyrgilauda ruficollis (rufous-necked snowfinch) is the source of this 7939-nucleotide messenger RNA. It is a transcript of the gene CCDC71, whose product is annotated as coiled-coil domain containing 71. Bases 202 to 1389 code for a protein of 395 amino acids. The record is from RefSeq and is a predicted model, not a curated record. Lineage: Eukaryota; Metazoa; Chordata; Aves; Passeriformes; Passeridae. The transcript has 2 exons.
UGAUGCUUCUAUGUUGGGUUGAGCCCAGAAUCUGACCCAGUGUUUGUGACCAGCCACGCCUGGGCUUAAUGGUUCCGCAUAUUAAAAAUCUUGGAUAAUUUCAGUUGCUUUAAGCUAACUGUCUUCUUUCUCCUUUUGAGGUGUCAAAGGUUGUUUUUCCAGUAAUUUGGACCUUUUUGAAGCACCUGCUUGCCUAAUGCCAUGAAUAUUGCAGUGAACAAUGAGGAAGAAAAAGCUGUCCAUUCCUGGUCAAGAAUUUCCUCUGCAGGACAGAAAGUGCUGGAGGAAGCCCUCCGAGUCUUCAACCCAAUGUCCAAGGAUCUUUCGGACACAGAGACCCAGCUGGUGGCCUUCAUCCAAGGCCUGAAGGAGGAGGGCUACCAGCCCACGAUUCUGAGGAGUAAGGAUGUGUACGGGUACAGCUCGUGCACGGCAGUCACACCGAGUCAGACGGAAACAAACACACAGCGCAACUGCGCCAGCACCACUCAGCCCACUCAGAGUCCAGCCAGGAACUCAGUGGCAAAAGUGGCCCCUUUGCCCACCAGCACUCCAGUGAGCUCUUUGAAAGUCUCCAGUCAGCCAGUCUCCAAAGGGGAUUCCAGAAAUCUCCUCUUGAGCUCCUUGAAGCAGACAGGAUCUGGCACAUCCAAGGCAGCAACAGUGGGCUUCCCUACAAGCAUGUAUCCUGAUGUGUAUCCAGCUAUGAGACUGUCAGUGGUUCUGGAAGCCCUGGUGCCACUGAAAACUGCAACAUCCUGUUUGGAGUCCAAGUGCACACAGGGGCGUCUUGGGAUCUCUCCUUCGGACCUUAAACUCCUCAAGACUUCAAGUUCACCAAGGCAGUUUUCUUCAGGCAAGACCACUAAAAUAACCAAAGGCAAGGGGUACAAGCGUUUGGUUAAGAAAGCACCCAAUUCUGCCAGCCGUGCUUUAAAGCUUCUGAGGGGACCAAAGGGUGGAGUGCUGCAGGAGAGCAACGCCUGCAAAGCCUCCGGAGUUCUCAAUGGGAGAGUCGCAGGCAGCUCGUCCCAGGACUGCACCACAGCACCACAGCCCAAGACCUUGAAAAUCAAAGAUAAGGAAGUUCUGGUGGGAAAAACAGAGUGGAAGGACAGCAGCACUUGCCAGGAAGGCACUGGGCAGAAGAAGAGAAGAGCUACAGAGGCAAAAGAAGCACCACAGAGGAAAAAAGCAAAUACCAUUCCUGUCCGAAAGAAAACUCGACAGGCUCAGAGUGCUUUGAACCUGCUGAAAUUCCGGACCAUCAAGGUGGGGAACUCUUCCUCUGAUGAUGAAGUGAGGAGGAGAGCACAGAAGAUUCUUAGGGUCAACCUGUCCCCUGUGAUCCAAAUUCAGCCCUUGUCCCAUUCUCAUAGUGUCCUCUGAAUUUCUUCACUUUGUCACUUUUUUUUUGUAAGUAAGUAAAUACAAGUCUGGCACCAGAGCGCAGAGAGGCUUAGGAGUGACUCUGUGUCUCUGGUGCCAGUAUGCCCACUAACCUGCAGACAGAGCAGCCCACUCUCAUGCUGUUCCUGCCUGUCUGCUACUGCUGUGCAGAGCUGACUGCAGAAAUCCAAACCUCUGUUCAGGAGUGUGGGACGGUGACUCCGGCCAGCAUUGAGCUGAGCGGGCUGGAGAGCUCACUUCUCACCACGCUCCCCUGAACAUGGCAGGCUGUGCUCUUGUGCAGGGGAGAACACAGGACUUUCUCAUGACAUUGAUGCACUGUGAUAUUGCUCUUUUUCAAGCUGUACAUUUACUGGUUUUAUUUUGAUCAAAUUUUAUAACUUUAUUAUCUAUAUAUCUAUAUAUCCAUAUAUGUGCAUAUGGCCCAGGAACUGUGGGAAGAUGCACUUCCUCCAUCCUUUUGGGAUUGGGUUUGAUAGCUUUUGUUCCUCUUUCCCUUCAGCUAGCCUUUUGUUGAAAGGUGCCAGAAUUGCUUUGUGGUUCAGUGUUGUGACAGUCUGUCCUGGGCUCCCUUGAUCAGCUCGGAGGCAGCAGCGGUGUAGCCACUUGUUUGUCUCCAGAAUGCCAAACAAUUUGGAGAAUUACCAGCUGGUAGUUUUAAUCCCGUUUUUGGUAUAACCUCUGCAUAACAGUGGGGGAGUGUCACAGGGCUGCAAGUAUGUCUGACAUCUUUAGGCACCUCCUCUGUGGGUAGCAGAAGUUUUGAACACGUGGUAGGGAUUUGCCUCCGAAGAGGAUUCCUCCUCAGCACCCAGCAUCACUCUGCUCUCCUAUACCCCAGGUGCAGCUAUGGAUUAUGAACUGUGACUGUUAGAGCCAAAGGGCUUGAACUGUUAGCAUGAACUGUGUAGUGUCCUGCCCCCCAUGUAACUGCUUCGCUGUUGCUGGGUGUUCCAGGAGCAGAUUCCAGGUGCCGGUAGAGAAGACUGUUGGUUUUGGCUGGAGUUAAGCCACGACAGAGAUGCAUGCUGUGUUUGAAUGCAUUAGCUACAUCCUGCCAGUCCCAGAGCUCAGUGGGAUACCUGAGCCUGAGUUAAAGCAGAAAAGGGAAAAAUUUGGGAGGACAUACACCAACACUAAAACAUGGAACGUUGCUUUCUGGUUUAUGGGGAUGAAGCAGUAGGAGGGGAGAUGGGCAUCAUGUGGUGGGUGGCAGCCUUGCUGUGCUAUCAGGGAUGUUGUGAGAAGGUGUGUAGCAGGUGUGAGAGCUCCGUGUGGAAGGAGUGCAGGCUCUGCCAUCCCUAGGAGGCACUGCAGAACCGCUGCAGACAGCUGCUGUCACCUCCCUGCACCGGGGACACGCUGUUGGAUUGGAACACUGCUCUGUGCUCUCUGCACUCCACAGGGAGGGAUCUACUAAUCCCAGGAGAAACACCUCGUUGGAACAGUUAGAGCUGCUGCUGUCACCUAGAAGGGACAACCUGGUGUCCUGGGGAAAGGAAGAGGCACUGGGCUGGGUAUGGGCCUGGCUCUGUAUAUCCCUAUAUGCUCAGAUCUCUACAGCAGUAGUGUAAUCCACUCAUUCUCUCACCAGCUCAAAAUACCAGUUGUCUGACCUAGUAAUCUCUGUGGGCAUUGGCUGAAGGGAUGAGCUCCCCAGGGAAGUCCCAGAUCCUUGUAUUUGAGCCCUGCCCCCAAAGCACCUGGUUGGAUUUCAGUGGUUUAUAAAAGGGGUCAGUGUCUGAUCCCCAGCACAGAAAGGAAGACUGUGGUAUGGAGAGAAGAGAGGAGGUUCUUGAUGGGGUGAGAAGGCAGGGAAGUUGAGUGUUCUGAGAUGCAUCUGGGUUCUCCUCUCACCCACACAGAGCAGGGUGGAGGUUCAUUUUCACUAAGCAGCCUGGUCUAGUGUAGUGUCCCUGCCCAUGGCAGGUUGGUUGGAACAAGAUGAUCUUUAAGAUCCCUUCCUAUCCAAACUCUUCUGUGAUUUUAUGAUUCAGGGAAUGUUUGCAAGCCCUGAACCCCACACUUGGGUUCUGAGCUCCUGUAAGAGAUCAUAACUUGCAGUGUUUGAGACUGACCUGUGAAUGCCGCUGGUUGGCUGCCAAGGAGGAGGAAAUAUUUUCUUCUGCUUCUGUGUUUUAAAAUGCUCUGGCAGAGUGUUCCCUGUCCUGACCUGGUGCUGGAUGAACAGGGGCUCUCCAUCACUGUCAACUGGCCAAAAAUUGCUUUGUUCCUUUUGUUCCCGCUCCUUCAGACCUUUCUCAUUCCCACGCUCUCAAAUGCCAGGUCUUGAAGUCCUGCACUGGUGUUUCUCUUUUGGGCUGUUUCCCGAGGAGGGCUCUGAACUCCUGCCUGCGGUAUUGCUGUCAGGCUGCUCAGCAGCUUCCCCCGUUCCCAGACCCUUAUAAGGGCACUGAGAGCUGUCUUUGGAGUCUCCUUAUGCAGCACAGGCAUCCCAGCUGAGCACUUGGCCUCCGCUGGGAAAAACAGCGUGCAUCAACAAGGCUGAAUCCAGGUCGAAGCCGCUUUUCCUCCAGCCUGAGUGGGAAGCUGAGCACCUGAGGCCAACUUACCAGGCCACAUCCCUCCUCAUCACUGUGUGUCUUCUCUCAGCUGUACUGCUGCCUGCCUCUUCACUUUUUUCUAUCACCUCCUGUCUUUCACAGCUUGGGUCUCUGCCAGUCAAGGACUUGUUGUUUAACACAUCCAGCUCAGCAUCCAGCCUUAGUGCUGCCGUGCCUUUCCCAGCACUGAGCCGAAUUCUGCGCGUGCUUGGUGAUGACAGUUUGCCCUGUGUCUUUCCCAGGCCACCAGCAAAAGGUGUUCUGCUCCACAGGGAGAGACAAGCUUUGGAAAUGCCUCUGUGUCACUGAGACUGCUGCCAGGGAAGUGAGCACUCCAUAGCUGUGUGCUCAGGGACUUGCUCAUCACCAGUCCCCUCUCUGUCAGCUCUCCUGCGCAUCUCUAACAGACCACAGGGCUCUGAGCGACAGGGCAGUGCUGGACCACCAUUCUCUGCCCUCCUGUUGUCUCUUCUUCCUCUUGCAGGUGCUUCAGGAACUUGACUCUAAGGGUUGCAGGUUGUUAUAGAGAGGCUUUACAGCCUCUGUGCUGGGGCCAGCAGCUGCUGCCCACGAGCCAUUGCUGGCAGACGGGGUGCCUCAGUCUGCCAUGGGCUGGCUCCCCCGUCCUUCGGCUUGUGCCCAGGUAUGGAUGCUCCUGGUGUCCUGAGCAUGUAACACUGAUGUGCAUGAGGCUGCAGAGGGGCUCUGUGUGGAUGUUGCUCUCUGCUGUUAAGGGUAGAUGAAGGGUUUGAUCAAACCAGAGCUGCCUAAGACCUGAUCUAACUAGAGGUCUCCCCCACCGGUCCCUUCCAUCCUGGGUUAUUCUGUGGCAGCUGAGUAACAUUUCCAGGGAUCCGUGCAACAGUAACUGGCAGGCACAUAGAAAUGCAUUGCCCAGAGCGCUGUGGUCUCUGCUGAGCAUGUGGUAUGCACCUUGUUCAGACCUGUUUCUGUAUUAGUCACUUUGAAUUCAUCCAAGUGCCUAACCUGGCCUGUGUUGUUCUGGGCAAUGUGACAGCUGGGAGCUUUGGAGGCUCUCUUAGGAAUGCUUUUAAUGCAUGGAUUUGUGCCACUGUCACUUCUAGAAAUGAUUCGGCUAGUGGUCAAAGGGCUGUUCUUCCAACUGAUUUUUUGGAAAUAAUUUCUCCUUUUAUUCAGCUGCCAAGAAGCAGUUUAUGCUUCCCUUCCACCAGACAAGGUCCUUGAGCUUCCUGCAUGCUUCAGAUGUCCGUCAGCAAGGUCCAUGGGGAGAGCAGCUUGUCCAGCAGGCAGCUGAAGGGGAAGCUGACAUCAGAUACCAGUUGAAAUCACAAUGUUAAUUGGUAGAAAUGUUCUGAAGCUCAUGUCCACUGUGAUCAGAUUUCACCAUCUGCCACUGCUUAUGGUUGUAGAAGUUUCUCCUCAGCCUCUUCCCUGCAAGCCAUGUAGCAUGUUGCUGCUGCUGCUUCUAAAAUAUUUGCAUCCCCUAUGAGCCAGAUGCUGUAGCAAUCCUUAUACAGAAUUUCUUAAGCACUUUUUUUUGCAAAAUAAGAAGGGAUUAUUUUGUUACUCUUGCUUGGCAGCCCAGGAGUGGUAUUUCAGUGUGUGGAGGAGGUGUGCUCCCUGGAGUGCUCACCUCACUGGGCAGCUCACAGACCAGUUCACACUAACAGGGCUGGGGUUAGUGGGCUGAGAUCCCUCUCACUGCCUGGUGCUUCCUUUCAUGGAGUUCAGCCAGUUGCCAGCUACGAACAUGCCAGGGGAAUCGGCGGCAGAACAGCACAGAUGGGUGGUGCUGCACGUGUGGCUCCAGCAUCCUGCUCCACAGCUGCCCAUGGUUUGCAGCCUGUCCUCCAGGCCCCCUGAUACACCAGGAGCAUUUCUCCACCCCAGCUCCAGCUGUGGCAAGAGGGCCUGGGAGGCUCUGGGUUUUGGAAUUGAGCACAGAGUUUGUGCCCUUUUAAUUGUGACUUGUGCUGUGUUCAUGGCCAGAACUUGCCAGCAUGUGGGGGGUUCAGCCAGCCCAGCAGUUCUUCCCCUUUGGAUCCAAGUUCCCUGCCCAGUCUAGAAGCUGGGCCUUUGGCCAUGGCUCAAGGGAUCCCUGGGUAUGGAGAGCAGGUUUGUCUCUCAGCUCCAGCUGGGCAGUGUGACUUGAGCUGGGCAGCUUCCCAGGCAGGAAGGCAGGUUUUGGUGGGAGGAUCCUUUUUUUGGCCAUGGUUAGCAGGGUUGGUGCUGAGCUGACCAGCUGGUCAGCCAGGCUGGUUGGUUUGUGUGGAAGUGACAGUUUAUUUUUUAGUCUUCAAAAGGGCACUGGCCUCUUUGCUCCUGUGUUCAGAUGGGGAUGGCCUUGCAGGAGCUGAGGUGGCCCACGGACAGGACAGCAGUUUUGGGAUAGCUGGCACCUUCCUGACAAUGCUGCAGCCCUCAGCUUUGCCAGCUGGGUGGGCUGGCACAACCUGUGGAGAGCACAGCAGGGCAGGAUGCUCCUGAGCCCUCACAUUCUGGACUCUGCUAGAGAGCAGCAUGCUUGGGUUUCCCUGUCCUUGCAGCCUGUUCUGCCUGGAGCUGAGUGCUGUAAGGAAGGUGCUGGGUACCUCAGAGGAAUCUUGUCCUGAAGACAUUAGAGGCCAGCCUUUGUCACCAGUCAUCCCUGAGUGUGGAAUAGAGCUUGUCUAUAGUUGUGACACUGCUGGAACUUGCAGGUUGGCCAGCAGCUGCCUCCAAAGCCAUGUGCUGAGGCCAGACCGCUCCCUUAGGAGCGCUAAGGAAGGCUGGUGGAAAAGCGAGAAGCUGGGAGUAGGGAAAGCUAAAGAUGCCAGCAGCACCUGGACAGCCAGCAGCCUGCUGCUUCUGUGUCUGCUGCAGGAGAUGUGCAAACAGAGGAGCCAAGGCUGUGGCUUUCCACAUCCACUGUCUUUCCUCCAUCCCUGCCCAGCCACAGAGAUUCCCGUACCCUGCCUGGUAGCAGUUCAUGGACACUGGUGCUGCAGGUGAGCGGGAGUCCUUUUGGAGCAGGCACCCCUCCAACCCUUCAUUCCCAUCCUUCAUUGGUCUCACAAUCUGGCACUGCUCAUGUGGCCUCCGAAAUACCUUCCCCAGGAAGUCCCUUAAAGGCCUUAUUAUCGUCUGGGACUCUGUCCUUAUUGUCUUAAUUAGCCCUUUCCAUUCCUGUGUUCCUGUGGCUACAGGCAGCCCCUGUGAGUAUCUGGUGAUGCCCACAGACACAGGCACAUGGUGCUGUUUUAAAAGAGGAGGUGCUGCAAAGCCACCCCCAGAAAUACCUCCCCUCCUGCCCUUGCUCUGCCGCACUGCCCAGGCUGGGGUCGGGACAAAACGAGAUUCAGUGUUUGUUCAUGGUGGGGAAGGCACCUUAUGAUGGCCUCUCUCCUCCUGGGUCCUGGUGCAGCACUCCUGAGCUGAGGAGGAGCAUUUCCUGAGCAGAGGCACAGCAGCUGCUCUGAGUGACACAGGGGCUCUGGGUGGGCACUGCCCGCCUGCUUGUGCCACUCUCUGCCAACCAGCAUCUCCAUGAGAGGCAUCUCUACACCACAGCACGACCGACCUGCUCCAGCUGAGACCAGCACCACGGGCUCCUCUGUGGCAUUCCUUGGUGUUUGGGCAUCCCGAGCAACGGCUGGGGAGCAGCAACUGCAACCCGCAGGAGGGCGAGUAACAAACUUUGUAUCAUGAUUUUACAAAUGACCAUCUUGUUCUUGAGUGAACUUUUUACCGUUUCAUUUGUUUGUGUAGAAUGUUUCUGAAGUUCUAAUAAUAUUUAAUGUUAAUAUGAAGCUGGGCUGUUCCACAUUCAAUGUUGUAUAUUUUGGAAUGGCAUUGCUUAGUGAAAAGACAGCGUUAGUAUUAUUCCACUCUUUGGAAGGGAAUGGGACAAAAACCAGACUGUCUUUUUUCUUAAAUGAAGUGAACUUUUUGUCAUGAAGUCCUAGCAGGUGUCCAGCCCUUCAGUAAAAUGGUGCUCAGAACCA